Messenger RNA from Perkinsus marinus ATCC 50983, 987 nucleotides. RefSeq lists its product as hypothetical. Bases 1 to 987 code for a protein of 328 amino acids. The record is from RefSeq and is a predicted model, not a curated record. The transcript has a single exon. Lineage: Eukaryota; Perkinsozoa; Perkinsida; Perkinsidae.
AUGUCUGCUAUUCCCCAACGUAACCUCUCUAUAGCUGGUCACUGUGAGACGGAGAGGAAUGGCAAUGACUUUUCUCUCACCGUCUUCCAGGGAAACAGGCUCCUACCCAGAUUACGCGUCCAUCCUACGAUCCUAUUCUAUUCGAUGGGCCAGCUCAUCGUCUACUCCCCAGGCUUUGGUUCCGUCAGCGUCUGUAUACUAGUGGUGACUGUGUUCCUCCACGAAAUGGGUCAUGCCGCUGCAGCUCGUCUUGUUGGUGGCCAUACAGAUGAGGUUACUCUAUGGCCUCUAGGUGGCCUUGGGGUAUCUUGGUAUGAUCGAACUUUUCGUAAUAAGCUCUUCGUUACACUCGCCGGUCCUCUUGUCAACGUAUUCCUCUUCGGUGGUUGGUUCCUAGCUGGUGGGGCUACGUUCAAGAAGUGGGAGUUUGAUGAGGAUGAUCCUGAUACUGAGAUUACCCUCAGCGAUUGGGAGGGUCUUUGCUUCUGGGCUGCUGCAUUGAACUUAUGGUUGGUUGCUGUGAACCUUUUGGUACCCGUGUAUCCCUUGGAUGCAUCCUGCUGGACGGGGCAACUGUUCUAUCGAUGCCUUUGUAGGAGUGCUAAGAAUGCUAGUCUCGUGAUGAUAUGGCUCGCCCUUGUUUGUGGUCUCUUCUUCCUACUCUUAGCGUUGGUUACCUUUGAUCCUCUUAUGAUGGUCAUCACUGGUUGGUGUUUCUAUCAAAUGUGUCUUCUCAUCAAAGCAUUCUGUGACGGUAGCAUCUCCGAUCAUCCUUUGUUUAACUUCGACGAAACAGCUCUUAUAGGUCGAAGAGUGGUCAUCCAAACCCAGCUGAAUAUGCCCCCUUUAGGAGUACCUGUUGGAGGAGGCAGCAGCAAGAUGAAUUCCACGCAGAGGGAUCUGUCUACUUUCAACGGAGACUUCACACCUACGAACAGGAUUGUCACCCAUGGACGUUCCCCGAUACCAGGAUCGCAGAGGAUCUAG